This is a messenger RNA of Humulus lupulus (European hop), 310 nucleotides long. RefSeq names its product beta-galactosidase 9-like. NCBI's taxonomy places the organism in Eukaryota, Viridiplantae, Streptophyta, Magnoliopsida, Rosales, Cannabaceae. The record is from RefSeq and is a predicted model, not a curated record. Bases 74 to 301 code for a protein of 75 amino acids. The transcript is spliced from 2 exons.
UUAUAGAAGUUCCAAGUACAUAUGACAUUUUAUUGUCACUUGUUAUCUUAUAUUUAUAUGGUGCAUCUAAUCUAUGAUACAGAAUUAUGGUGCAUUCUUGGAGAAAGACGGAGCAAGGUUUAGAGGGCAAGUUAAACUUACUGGAUUUCAAAAUGGGGAUAUAGACCUCUCAAAGUCUUUAUGGACCUACCAGGUUGGGCUCAAGGGAGAAUUCUUGAAGAUAUAUGCUGCAGAAGAAAAUGAAAAGGCAGGGUGGACUGAUUUAACUCCAGAUGCUGAUCCAUCGAUAUUAACAAUUUGAUGGCACCGC